AUGGUCAACAUCACUCAUGUCAACCUAUUGCGGCUCGCGACUAGCUUGGACUAUGCCAAUUCACUUCACGCCAUAACCAACGCUUCCAUAGACCAUGUAUCACUCCUUUCUUACGAUCCCUCCUUUCUCGAUAUACUCGGUUCCAACGUCACCCAAAGGCUCGUUGCAGAAUUUCCCUGGCAAGCCUUUCACGAAGCGGGCGCGUACAAUCUCGCAACCCAAAAAAUCUACGCCACAAGCAACUGGGCCGGAGACAUCUCCAACCCCAUCAACAUCACCAUCAUCGACCCCACGACCAACGAAAUCUCCUCCCGCCGCUACCCCAACCUCACCAACGCCAACGGCGGCACCGUCUACUACCCGCCAGGAACCCCUCUCACCAGCACCACCAACCAAGCCCUCGUCUUCUGCGACCAAGGAGAUCUCACGCACGCCUCCCAAUUGACUCUGGUCGACCCAGCCACCAACACGACUCGAGUGUUGUUGAAUUCGUACUUGGGCAAAAAUUUCAGCUCCAUUAAUGAUGUCGUGCAACAUCCCCUGACGGGCGAUUUGUGGUUUACGGAUGCGAGGUAUGCGUUUUGGCAGCAUUUUGGACGCGAGCCACAGAUUCGACCGCAGGUUUAUCGGUUUGAACCGGAGACGGGGGUUGUGCAGGUUGUGGCGGAUGGGUUUGUUGCUCCUAACGGCAUCGAACUCUCCCCCGACUACAAACACAUUUACGUCACCGACACGGGCGUGCACACCUUCGCCGGCAAAGACAACGCCACCGACCCGGCCAACAUUUACAAAUUCGACAUCACUCCCGACGGCAAACGCUUAGAAAACCGUCAAGUGUUUGCGUAUAGUGAGAGGGGUUUCCCCGAUGGAAUUCACACGGAUACAGAAGGGAAUGUGUAUUCGGCUAUGAGUGAUGGGGUGCAUGUAUGGAAUCCCUCGGGCAUCUUAAUCGGAAAAUUCGGCGUCGCAGGUCGAGGAAGUGCGAAUUUUGCUUUUGUUCCGAAUGGAAUGUAUAUUCAGAACGAAUUGAAAUUGUGGUUUAUAUCGAUCGCUGCCGAGGGGAGGACGAUGAGGAGGGAUUUUGGGUUGGUGGGGUGA
Molecule: messenger RNA, 1098 nt
Organism: Sphaerulina musiva SO2202
Lineage: Eukaryota; Fungi; Ascomycota; Dothideomycetes; Mycosphaerellales; Mycosphaerellaceae
Product: lactonohydrolase
Exons: 4
Coding region: 1-1098 (365 amino acids)
Source: RefSeq, a predicted model, not a curated record